This is a messenger RNA of Dreissena polymorpha, 2986 nucleotides long. RefSeq names its product transmembrane GTPase fzo-like. NCBI's taxonomy places the organism in Eukaryota, Metazoa, Mollusca, Bivalvia, Myida, Dreissenidae. The transcript is spliced from 10 exons. The record is from RefSeq and is a predicted model, not a curated record. The coding region runs from base 249 to 2396 and encodes 715 amino acids.
AACUUCAUCUUAACUUUUCAUAUACAUAUUACUGAAAUAUACCCAUUAUCCUUUCAUAAAAUAAACUCAUAAGAAUAAAUGAUAAAUGAUAUGUUAUAAACUUUUACAUUACACACAAACUUCAUCUUUUACAUUGCAUAUACAUUUUACUGAAAUAUACCCAUUAUAACCCGUUACAUUACAUAAAUGUACUUUUCAAUAAAAUGUUUCGACAGUUGUGCAUUAGAAAAAACUAUAAAUAUUGAAACAUGGACUACGUUGAUGUACGAGAUGAAAGUGAUGUUGAUAAAAUGGACAUUGACGCAGUUUUUAACUGGCUUGAUGGCAGGCAGAUAAAUUAUCAGCUUUACUCCUUAGACGAGAUGAAACAGCUUAUUCGAGUCGCUCUUCGCUCGACUAAAAGGGAAUCUAGUGAUGUAAAGGACUUAUUUCGGUCAAAAACGGCGGUGUCUGACAUUAAAGAAGUACUAACACAUGAUAAGGACUUAAGGGAUCAUAUCGGUUCUUUUUAUGAUGAACUUUUGAAUACUCUUCGCAAGAAACCGAAUUGGACAUAUCUAUAUAAAUACCUGUCUACGUGGUGCGGUUGUGGGGAUAUUGUUACAAAGUUAAACGAACACAAAGACGAACUUCAACGCAAAGAUUGUCCCAUCGUUAUAGCCGGAGAGACGAGUGCAGGGAAGAGCUGUUUUCUUAACCUUCUUCUUGGAGAAAAAGUACUUCCAGUUAGCCUGCUCUGCGCAACAUCCACCAUUUGUUUGGUCCAUCCCAUAGCCUCUGGAGAGGUCCCUUAUUUUACAGUUGAUGGGCAGCGGAACCCAGUGGAAAAUAAAGACGAAUUGAUUGGGAAACUGAAGACAAUAUUGACAGCUCGCCAUGAAACUGAGAAAAUUAAACAAGUUGAUGUCUACAUAGAGGUGCCUUUGGUUGGUGAAAACAAACACAUCAUUUUUGUGGAUACUCCUGGCGUAGGUGAGAGCGAACAAAUGUCAGACAAAGUGUUUGAAUACCUGCCCAAUGCAGCUGCCUUUAUAUAUGUGCUAAACAGUGCUAACGCUGGAGGAGUUCAGGAAGACAAGCUUGUACAGAUUUUUAAGAAAGUUGAAGAGAUGAACCAAUCAAGUUGCUUAUUUAGUUUCGACCCAAUGUGCACUAUGUUUGUGUGCAACAAGUGGGAUGUAAUUGAAGAACGAACCAAAAGAGAAGAGGGAACGGAAGAUAAAGUUUGGGAUGAUACAUUGUUGAAGCUACGGCAUUUUUUACCGGAAUGUCAAUGGGAAAAUCAAUUGUAUAAAAUGAGCACUACUGAGGCCAUUCGUUAUAUGGAAAAUGACAUGAAUGACUCUGACAAGUAUUCUAAAUUAAAGAUUGGACUAAAAAAGCUGUUAUAUAAAAGCCAAACUAGUAAAUCGAAUAUGCAUUUGAGGUGGUUACGCUCUUUUAUGCAACAAGUUAGCGUGUAUGUUUCGGCAAGAAAACACGGUGUUGUUGCAACGGAAGCUGAGAGGAUACGGAAACAUGAGGAAAUUGACAUGAAACUUAAAAAAGCUGAAGAAGAUACUGAAUUGGUAAAGAACAGACUAAUUGAAUCCUGCAAGAGAAAACUUAGUGCUAUGACACAUGCUGUUCAUACGUUUCUAAACGAGGAUGAUGUACAGAAAAGACUUAAAACGUGUGCUAGCGAGCUUCUUCAUUCAAUCACAGCACCAGACGAUGAUGCCUUUCAGUACAUAGCAACAAAACACAUCAUGAAGAUUGUUGGACAAGAAAUAGAAGCAUGGGAACAUGACUCAGGAUUUUGGAAACGCACUGUUGAGGAUAUGAGAUGCGAAAUGGAAAAGGAAUUUGGGCUUUUAGAUGAUGAGUGUUGUGUUGCGGAAGAAGCAAUAGAAUGCAGAAAACUUGCGUUCAAAGCUCGUGCAUUUUCAGGAUUCGAUACGAGUUCAUUAUGGGAGAAAUUACAUAAUGGUUUUCAAUCAGUUCAGAAUGGCUUUACUGCAAUAUUGAAUGGUCGACAAUACAUGGUAGGGCGGAUAAUUAAAAAAAGCGUUAUCCAAAUUGCUAAAUUCGUUCACAGAGAAGCAUAUUUACGACAUCUGUUGAAAGUCGUAGCGAAAGAAUGCUUCAGUGAAGAAUCGAUUCACAAAAGUAUAAAAGAAAGUUUGUUCUCCCAAAUUAAACGUAAAAUUAUCAGUCAAUGUGACAAACACAUUCUGUGUCGAAUAAAAGCCUGCACUGUUUUGAAUGAAUGCAUUCUUCAGGAUACACGAACUCAAAGUGAAAUCACUCAGGAAACGUCUGAAAUACAUGAAGAAUUACUACGUUUGAAAGCAAAGCUCAAUAACCAUGAAAAGAAAAGCACGGGGCUUCAAAAUUCAAGCCAUACGAGCCUUUAAUAAGUAGCAUGCGUACUUGGGCCCAACCUGGAGUAACCUCGUUGUACAAGAAAGAUCGACGUCAACCAUACCAGAUUAACGACAUUAGUAGUCAUUGAAGCGAUGAAUAUAUGUUUACUGUGCUAUACCUUCAGUUGUAAUAAGUUUAUAAUUGUGUUAUGGCGAUCAUGAUUGUAAAUCCAAUUGACCCACGAGCGGCAUCUUAACCUUGUGAGUCCCAUUGUCAUUGAGCAUUAUUUGUUUACAUACACAUGCGUAUAGGUCUAAAGUGAAAUGGAGCGAUGUAUUAUUUAAUAAUUAAUUUGACGAAUGGUUUUCUCGAAUGAUGUAAAAAAAGUGAUGAUCCAAGUGUUGUUUAUAUUUAGUUUUUUAAGAUCAAACUUUUUUUAAUCAGCUUCUUGUACAUGGCUUAAGAGGAUUCAUUAUCAUUCAUCAAUGACCAUGUAGGGCUGGCAAAUUAUUAAAACAAUUUAAACCCAUGUGUCAAAUAAGGUGAAAGUAAAAAUAUAAAAUUAUAGCAAACGUAUUUCAUUUUUUUACUAUUUACAUAUAGAACAAAUUACGUGUUUCAAAUAAACUUAAGAUUGUUA